Messenger RNA from Acanthosepion pharaonis, 627 nucleotides. The record is from the annotation of a GenBank genome assembly. NCBI's taxonomy places the organism in Eukaryota, Metazoa, Mollusca, Cephalopoda, Sepiida, Sepiidae.
AUGUAUAUUUUCAAUUGUCUGUAUUUUUUUUGUCUUUCAUCUGUUGUCCAUUUGUACAUCGAAGUUCAAUCAUUGAUAGUUUUUUUUUCUUUGUUUGCGAUUAUCAAAUCCGGACUUGGGUCAGCAUUUUUCAACCAAAUAAUCCGAUUUCUUUCUCAUUGUCUAUCUAUCUCGCCCGAUAUCUCUUCUUUAAAACUUAUUUUAUUUGUUUAUUUCUCAAAUUUUAUUUUAUCUUUUUCUCGUUUUCGCCCUCUCGCGCGCUUUUUUUUUCUCUUUCUCUGUAUUUUUUUCUUUUCUUCUCCUUCAUUAACUCUUCUUUUUCUUUUUCAAUGCAUCUCUUUCUCACUUUGUCUACGUCUUUCUAACCGUUUUUCUCUCUCUUUCUUCUUUCUUUUGUAUCUAUUCUCUUUAGAUGAUAGAUCUUUGCCGCUUUUUUUGCCUCUUUCUAUCUCCUCUCUCCUAUUUUCCUUUCUUCUCUAUUCAUCUCUCUCCCUCUUGUCUACGCACCCCAACUUUCCCUCUAUACCCAUUUAUCAAAUUAAAAUCAGGGAAUUUUUACAGGUGCUUUACCAAAUAGAAUCACAUGCAGCGCUGGCUUUUAAUUUAUUUCCUUUCUUCGUGAACUGA